CAACUAUGGAACCAACAAAGAGGAAUUCAAAGAACAAAAGCAAAAGGUACCAUGGAGACCAAGCCAAUCCAAUCAGUCAACAAGGCGAUCACGAGAGAUUGCAUAAUCCAAAAGAUUAUACCAGCUAUUAAGUCUAAAUGGCCACCGAAUGUAUGCAAGAAGAUACUCAUUCAACAAGACAAUGAAAAGCCACAUAUCAACCCCACUGAUUCAAAGUUUCAGGCAAUUGCAAACAAAGAUGGAUUCAAAUUCCAAAUCAUUUGCCAACCUCCUAAUUCUCCAGACACUAAUGUCUUGGAUUUGGUUUUUUUCACAGCAAUUCAAUCUCUGCAGGAUGAUAAAAUUGCUACAGGGGUGGAUGACUUGGUGAACAAUGUGUACAGUUCCUUUGAAGAACUUAGCCCACACACCCUCAACAAUGUUUUCCUAUCUCUUCAAGGUUGCUUAACAGAGAUAAUGAAAGUGCAUGGAGGGAAUGGAUACAAACUUCCACAUAUGAAGAAGGCUAGGUUAUCCAGGUUGGACUCGCUGCCAAUCACUUUAGAGGUCGAGGAAGAGCUUGUUAAGGAAACUCUGGAAUACCUCCAACUUCCCGAAAACAACAUUGGUGCAACUUAUGACAUUUCACAUAUCAGUGAAGCUCUAGGAUUCUAGUGGAUCAAAGAGCAAAGUUUUUUUUGUCAGUUGGCUUUGUAAGCCUCAAAAUUAGGUGUGGCUUAAAAUGUGAACUGAUUUUUUUGUCUAUUUUUUGUAAAGCCUCCAAACCUAUGUAAGGGGUGACUUAUAAAAUCCUAGUCCCUCAGAUAUUUUGUCAUCAUUGGGUAGCCUCCUAUCCUGUUUAAGGGGUGGCUUGUAAAGCUCUUUCAUUCUCAAAUAAGCCUCCUAACCUAUUAAAGGGGUUGCUUAGAAUGUA
Salvia splendens (bonfire salvia) is the source of this 913-nucleotide messenger RNA. RefSeq lists its product as uncharacterized. NCBI's taxonomy places the organism in Eukaryota, Viridiplantae, Streptophyta, Magnoliopsida, Lamiales, Lamiaceae. The record is from RefSeq and is a predicted model, not a curated record. Gene Ontology annotation, molecular function: nucleic acid binding. The transcript has 2 exons. The coding region runs from base 52 to 654 and encodes 200 amino acids.